AUGAUUGAUGGGAUUCCAACGACACUGAAAGUGCGAUCGGCGCAGCCGGAAGAGCCAGCUCAGGACGCACCCGCGACUCCCACCGGUUUGGACUUCGCAGACGAUCUCCUGAGCGUUCACACUGACUGGGGCGAGUCAAAGCCCAAUCCAUGCCUAGAAAUCGACGCCUUCGUGGAGAUCAUCACACAGUUUGAGGCGACACGUCCAGGGGUUGUGAGAUCGAUCCCCAUCUUCGUCAUCCUGCAACACUCCCUGUUCUACGCCCGCAAAGGACGCCUGCAGGAGCUGUGGUAUAGCUCAAGCGAGGAGGCAAAGGUUAUCGAUGAGUUCUGGUCUCACAGCUGGCAGGCUCCAGCUUGGCAGAAGUAUGUCAACCUCCUCUUUUUGAACAACACCUGGCCGGCAAGCGUGGUAGGCACCCUCGCCGCGGUUACCUCAUUUGUCCUCUUCUUGACGGGAGUUUUGCCUGAAUGGGCGGAGACGGGCCGGACCUGCAGAUGGUGUAUCCUCCUGGGCACGCUGGCCUACUACCCGACUUUCUUGCUUCUUUACUGCAUGCAGCUUCUACAAGGCCCCAAACCCCAGAGGGUUCAUAUACUACCACCAAUAUGGAAUUCCAUAAUGGUAGUAAUUACUUAUGGACCCUCUGAGAAUCCGAGCCCUAAGCCACCCCAAUUCCGAAGGAUUCCCGUAGAGUUUCUCUGGCAUUUUGCAACAAGCCUGAAGCUACAUUCGAGACCUACCUGA
This is a messenger RNA of Symbiodinium sp. CCMP2592, 747 nucleotides long. NCBI's taxonomy places the organism in Eukaryota, Dinophyceae, Suessiales, Symbiodiniaceae. The record is from the annotation of a GenBank genome assembly.